Molecule: messenger RNA, 5606 nt
Organism: Oncorhynchus kisutch (coho salmon)
Lineage: Eukaryota; Metazoa; Chordata; Actinopteri; Salmoniformes; Salmonidae
Product: leucine-rich repeats and immunoglobulin-like domains protein 1
Exons: 18
Coding region: 900-4034 (1044 amino acids)
Molecular function (GO): protein binding
Source: RefSeq, a predicted model, not a curated record
GGAGGUUCCCUUGUGCAUCCAAAGUGGGACUACUAUGGAACGACGACUGAAAAAAGUAAACUAAAUCAAGAAUAAACAACUCAUAGUGGAUACAGUCUGAAGUUGGGGACUGAAUUUGUUAAUAAUCGGACAGCAUCUGAUAAACAUUUCCUCGGCUCUUCGGAUAGCAUAACGCGUCGAGGGUGCGGCGAAAUUGGGAUCAAUUGGCACUAGCAAGGUGUUUCUUUUUUUGGCGUUUUGCAAGCGUCAUAAACGAGAAGUCAAAGAUAGUUUUCGGCACUAAACUUUGCCUUCCACAUUUGCAUAGCAAUGGAACAUUGUAUCACAGUCCACGUUUUAGCCAACAUUCCAAGCCCGCGAUGAAGAGAAGAUACGUUUCAACGUUUAUUUUGAGUGCGGAGGCAACGCGCAUAGGCUAGUAAUUUAGAUAGUGUCAAUUUAUUAUAGGAAAAUGUGUGUCACUUGUAUGUUUGACAUGCUGAAAGUUGUAUUGAAAAUGAGGAUCCGCCGUUGAUGUUUGCCAUCUUUUUGCCUAUUAUUUCAAUGUUUGCCAAAAACGAAUCGCUUUGCCAAGAGUCCUCGUUAUCAGCCUUUUAUGGACAAGUUCUACUUGCAUUUAAUUGUGUUUACUUGACAAGUUUGUAGCCUUAUUGCUAAGUAAACCGUGAAUCAACUUUGAUUUCAGACCACAUAGAACACGAGGAGAAAGUUGGACUGAUAACUUGUUUUAAAUUACUUAUUUGGAAGAGUAGACCUAUUGUCUACAUCACAAGUGUUUGUUUUUACUUAAUUUUAGCACAACGCAAUUGAUGUACUAUAACAGACCUCACUCUCUAAAACUGUAUCAUAUUUCCAAUUUGAGGAGAGAUCAGUGGCCGCUCGAUUAAACUGGAUACAAAAUGGCGGCGCCCCUGGAGCGAAUUGGAUCGGGUUCCCACUAUGGUUUUUAUUUAGUAUUCUCGCUGGAACUGUUAAUCAAUUACGGUUUGAGCUCAGAUUUACCAUGUGCUCAGAACUGUACCUGCAAUGGAAAUUCUGUGGACUGUAGUCAUUUGGAUUUGACAGAUACACCGCUGGACCUGCCGAUUCGGACAGUUUCCCUACAUCUUGGCCACAACAAGCUGACAGCCAUAGACGUUGAAGUCUUCUCGAACCUCCCAAACCUACGAGAGCUGCGCCUGGACCAUAAUGAGCUGACGUCCAUCCCUGAUCUAGGUCAGGCUAUGUCUAAGAUCGCUUUCCUCUACCUACACAAUAAUAAGAUCCGUGCCAUCGAUGGAAGGCGGAUAAGAGACCUGGUCUCCGUGGAAACACUGGACCUGAGCAGUAAUGACAUCACAGAAGUCAGAGGUCAAGGUUUUCCCGCAGGCCUCCAGAUCAAAGACCUGUACCUGAGCAACAACAAGAUCCAUCUCCUGGAGGCCGGUGCUCUGGACCAGCUCUCUUCGUCCCUGCAGGUUCUCAGACUGAGUCGGAACCGCAUCUCCCAGGUCCCUGUCAAAAGCUUCCAGCUCCCCAAGCUGACCCAACUUGAGCUGAACAGGAACCGUGUGAGGCAGGUGGAGGGGCUGACCUUCCAGGGCCUGGCCAAUCUGGAGGUCCUCAAGCUGCAGAGGAACAACAUCAGUAAGCUCACCGACGGAGCCUUCUGGGGCCUGGCCAAGAUGAAAGUGCUUCACCUGGACUAUAACAGCCUGAGGGAGGUGAACAGUGGCUCCAUGUAUGGCCUGUCUUCUCUUCUGCAGCUCUUCCUCAGCUACAACUCCAUCUCCCACAUCAACCCAGAUGGCUGGAGGUUCUGCCAGAGGCUACGAGAACUGAGUCUGUCCUAUAACAACCUGAGUCGUCUGGACGAGGGUAGUCUGGCGGUGCUGGGGGACCUCCACACCCUUCGUCUGGGGCACAACUCCAUCAGUCACAUCACUGAGGGGGCCUUCAGAGGCCUCAAGGCCGUGCGCCUCCUGGAGCUGGACCAUAACGACAUCUCAGGCACAAUAGAGGACACCAAUGGGGCCUUCUCUGGACUGGACAGCCUCAACAAGCUAACUCUGUUUGGGAACAAGAUCAAGUCGGUGGCCAAAAAAGCCUUCUUAGGCCUGGAGGCCCUGGAGCACCUGAAUCUGGGAGAGAAUGCCAUCCGCUCUAUUCAGCCAGAGGCCUUCAGCAAGAUGAGGAGCCUCAGGAACCUGCUCAUCCAGAGUGACAGGUUCCUGUGUGACUGUCAGCUCCACUGGUUCCCUGAGUGGCUGUUGACCCGGGGGCUACAGACGGGCAUAGAGGCUAUCUGUGCCCAUCCUGAAACCCUGAAGGGUGCCAGCAUCUUCCAGGCCCCGCCAGAGAGCUUUGUCUGUGAUGACCUGCCUAAGCCCCAGAUCACGGUGCAGCCAGAGACCACAGUGACGGUUCUGGGUAGUGACGUGCGCUUCACGUGCACGGUGGCCAGCAGCAGCAGCUCACCUAUGACCUUCGCCUGGCGCAAAGACCAGGAGCUGCUCCGCCAUGCAGAGGUGGAGAACCUCGCCCACCUGCGCGCUCACCACGGGGGGGUGAUGGAGUACACCACCAUUUUGCACCUGCGUCAUGUGACCUUCACCCACGAGGGCCGAUACCAGUGUAUCAUCACCAACCACUUUGGCUCUUCCUACUCUACCCAGGCCCGCCUCACUGUCAACGUCUUGCCUACGUUUGUGAAGACCCCUGGAGACAACACCAUCCGUACGGGCACCACUGCCAAGCUUGAGUGUGCUGCUGAGGGGCAUCCCACCCCCCAGAUUGCCUGGCAGAAGGAUGGGGGCACGGACUUCCCGGCGGCCCGCGAGCGGCGGAUGCAUGUGAUGCCGGAUGAUGACGUGUUCUUCAUCAUGGACGUCAAGCCGGAGGACAUGGGCGUGUACAGCUGCACCGCCAAAAACACAGCGGGCACCGUGUCUGCCAACGCCACCCUCACCGUGCUGGAGACACCUCACCUGGCCCAGGAGCUGGAGGACCGUAGUGUGGUGGUGGGGGAGACUGUAGUCCUGCAGUGUAAGGCGCUAGGCAGUCCCCUACCCAAAAUCACCUGGCUGAGGAACGACCAGCCCUUCCGCCCCUCCGACCGACACCACUUCACCCCCGGCAACCAGCUGCUGGUCAUCGGCAGCGCCGCUGUAGAGGACGCUGGGAGGUACACGUGCGUCAUGUCCAACAGGCUGGGCACGGAGCGUGCCCACAGCCAGCUGAGUGUCCGUCACUCCGCCUGCGCCGCUACGCCCGGCCCCAGCACCGCCACGGUGGGCAUCAUCGUCAUCGCUGUGGUGACUAGCAUCGUGGUGACCUCUCUGGUGUGGGUGUGCAUCAUCUACCAGACGCGCAAGAAGAGCGAGGAGUGCAGCGUCACCAACACGGAUGAGACCAAUGUGCCCCCAGACGUCCCCAGCUACCUGUCCUCCCAGGGGACCCUCUCGGAGCGCCAGGAUGUGUGUGUCCGUGUGGAGGCUGGUGGUGGACCUCUGCCCAACACGCACACAGACAACACAGGUUACGGUGAGGCUGUAGUGUGUACAGAGUGUAUGGAGAAUGGGAAUAGCUACUCCAAGUCAGACACAGACUACCUUCCCCAGGGACUGGGACCUGUAGGCCUGGAGUACCAACAACACCUCCACCACAUGGACUACAGCGUACCUUUAGGGGGGGACACAGGACCCUACACCGCCUCCCUCUGCAACGGGACCUCCAAUGGAGUUAGAAGGGACGCCCAGCCACCUGCGUUUCCCAGCAACCACAAUGUAUUGUCAUCACAGAGAAACCACAACGACAGAACAGAUACCUCCGUGAACAGGACGGGACAGAUGACGUUAGUGUGCUCCCUUUCCCAAGAGGAGGCCUUCCACAAGCCGGUGAAACUCUGCCCCGUAACAAGCCAAUACACACUGGACACAGACUGUGAGCCAGAGCUCAGACAGACUCUCCUCUCUAAUGGACAUACUCCCAGAGCCUUCCAGAGCCAUGCACCCCCCCCAGGAGAGCCAGUGACUAGCAGGCUCUCCCCACCAUGACACUACCAGACUCACUAGCCAUGAGUUGACUUGUUCUUUGCACUGGGAACUGCUACCUCAAACAGAGAGGCCAAGAUCUGAUCCUGUCCCCUGUUUGGACUAACGAGGCAGGAGCAGGGAGGGGCGUCUGGAGUUUAAGGCGGCGCUUGUGUGGGUGGUGUCCCGUCUGAGCGGAUCAGAUGUACAUACUGAAAACCUUCUCCUGGGAGGUGCCAACCAAUCCUAGCUCCUAAAUGUGACUUGCAUUUGAAGCAUGCAAAUGUAGGUAAUAUUCUAGAGUAAUGUGUGAAAGCGAGAGAGCUAUACCAUUGGACAAUUGACUGUACAUAAGAGUUUUCAUGUAUAUUAUAUAACUUUUACAAAGAGUUUUUGAAAUGAUUCUGUGCAUGAUAAGGAACGGAGUGAUGGUAUUUUUUGUUGUCUUUAACAAGCCUUGUCAGCCUCUACCUACCUGCUUCAACUGCCGUGCCUUAUUGCAUGAUCAAAGAAACCACUAACCGGACUCUUAAUAUAGCAGAGAUGUGAGAGCUAUCGGUACACUUUGUCAUACCAUGGAACACUUUAUUGCACUUGGAAUGUUGUUUGACAAAUGCAAACGCUGCCCAUCAUGGCCUUAAACCAUAACUCAUAUUUACUGGUAUUUUAUGAAGGAAGGGCUUUGAUUUGGGUACAACAUGGAACAAGGGGGGUUUGGGAUAUGAAAUGAGGUUUUGGAUGUUUAAGCACUUUUGUACUACUCAUACCUAAUAUGAAUGUAAGAAUUCUUAGUCAGGAAACGUGUCACAUUUCUGACAUAGCGAUGGAAUGUCAAAGUACUGACCACCACUGCACUUCAGUUGUCUUUGGUUUAGGGACUACGUCCUCCACGGUGCCUCAGCUCCCAUUUAUUUUCAUUUUUCUUUUGUCCAACUAAAGGCCCAGAUCCUUUUGAAUUCACAUUUGUCAUGAAUGUUGGUCCAACUUUUAAAAUCAUUAGUCCCCCACCCCAUCCCAAUAUGUUCAGCUAUAACAUGAACCUGCCAUGCUGUAAAGGGAAUGAGGAAUUGACCAGGAGGCAUUUUGAGACUGUUGUCACACUGUCCACACAGGGAAUGGCCAGUAUUUAGCCUUUGUCAUAGCACCACACAUCCUCAUCAUCGUCAUCAUUAUGGUACUAGUACAACCUGUUUAAUCAUUCAGGAACUUUUGACUGGUACAAACAAUCUCUUCAUUUUAUAAAACUGCUUACUGCUGGGAAAGUUGUGAAAUGUACUCUUGCCAAACCGAGGAAAAAUGCCCCAUCUUUAGGCCUGGAUAACCUGAAUGUCAGAUUAAACAGAAUUACAUUUUCCAAUGUAUGCUGUAUUUUUUUCUGUAAACACUUGCUAUUUGCGGUAUCAAAGGCUCAAAUUGUUUGACAUUUUAGCAUAUUCUUUAGAGAACAGGAAUUCUAGAUGGUCAGUCAGUUGUCAUAUCAUCCCACGGGGGUGACAUGCAGUCAUUUAUUUCAGUCAACUGAAUCCAAUGUACCAAUGUCAAAGUUUAAACAUUAAAGUGUCUAAUAAAAUCACAUUUUGUGGAGUGUUUUUCCUU